Molecule: messenger RNA, 9506 nt
Organism: Prionailurus viverrinus (fishing cat)
Lineage: Eukaryota; Metazoa; Chordata; Mammalia; Carnivora; Felidae
Product: atherin
Exons: 3
Coding region: 1-777 (258 amino acids)
Source: RefSeq, a predicted model, not a curated record
AUGGGCCGGCGGGGCAGGCGACUGCCGGAUCCGCGCGAAGCCGCGGGGCGAGCGCGGCCCCCACCCCUUCCUUCCCUCCCUCCCCGCGGCCCGGCUCUCGCCCGCCUCUCAGCGCCGCCGGCCCAGGCGGCUCGGCCUGGGGACGCGAUUCAACAUGGUGCUGCUGCCGGGGGCGCGCGAGCGGGCGAGGGGAAAGGCGAGCCGACGCUCCGCGGGGCCCUCGCACACAUUCACGCGCGGCCUCCGCCGCGGCGGCUGGGGCGUCCCCGGGCAGAAAGCACCGGCGGCAGCCGAGCCGCUGCGCGCCGCCCGCCCGCUUCCUUCCCCGCCAGCCUCCCUCUCUGCCGCCGCCAGCGCCGCCGCCACGGCCGGGCAGCCAGCGCCGCACAGCGACCCCCGAGGGCCGGCCGCGGCACUGCGCCUGGCUCCACACCGCCCCGGCAGCUCCUCGCGGGGAACAAUAGACUCGGCUCGCCGGGCUUAGGGUUCAUCUGCAAUGUGCCGCACAUUUCACACGCACACAAAGCCGGCGGAAAGGGGGGCGGCGCGGGGAAACGGCCACUACCGGUUGUUCCAGGGUUAGGGGUGGAGGCGAUGUUCGCGUCCCCGGCCCGGCUGUUGGAAGGGCCGCCUCUGAGUCCCUGCCAGCCCGACACAACCGGUCUGGCGCUCGGGAGGGAAGGGAAGCUCCGAGGGGCAGCUCCUCACGCUACGCAUCAUUCACAGAUCGGAAUAAAGUCAUAUUUGUUACCUUUUUUUUUUUUCCCCAAGGUCUAAAGGAAUCGGCUUUUCUGAGCCUUGUGCUAGUAUUUUGGGGCCUGAUUAGCACAUUUUCCAUGAAUUAUCCACAAACUAACUUUAGCAAACUGUAAAUUAAAUACAAUGUGAACUGUCUGUCCUAGUUCUGUGGAAAUAUAGUAAUGCUCUUAAUUCAUCUUGCCUUUGGUUUCACAUAUCAAACUAGAUUAUUUUAUGCUGAGUUAUGCAAACAGUAAUUAAACUGGUUGGGAACCAAUUCUUUGAACCUUAACAAUAAUUAACGUUUAUAUUUUUACAUUAAGAUAUCUUAAAGGUAGAAGCGCUUAAAUAGUGAAUAAUGCCUUGUUUUUCCUUGCUUUCUCUCAAAUGUCUUAAAUGCCAUCCCCGUGGAAAAUAUUUUGAAGGUUAAUAAAGCUGCUUAAAGGGAGACUAAUCUCAACAAAUACUCCCACCUAAGUUUGCAUUUACAAGGGGUGCUGGAGACGGCCCUUUGCUACAAAUGCUAAUUAAGCUUCACAGUGUGGGGCGUAUCUUUAUUCCCAUUUUAGUGGUCGCCACUAUUAGCAAAGUCAUCGACUAACCCAAGGUCACAGGCUUAUACAGGUCUGGAUGAUUAUUUCAGGUAGUAGUUCCAAUGGGAACAUUUAUUUGCUGGUGAAAAAAAAAUUAUGUAAUGUAGUCCAGCAUGCUUCCGGUGCUCACUCUAGGAAACGGAUUUAUUUCCCAAGUAAAGUUUGUCUCUUAAAUGGGGUUGGAAUGAGACUGUGGCUAGGAAGUUCCUGACACCCAAGGGCCAGUGAGUGUCUGAGACGGAAGCCAGUGAAAGGCGGAGACCCAGCUGGGGGAGUGGAGAAGCUGGGCCGGGGCCGGAGGCAAGAAGCGGGGGGUGGGGUAGGAGGGAGACCAGGUCAUCUGUCCCUUCCCCCACCGGUCCUCUUAGGGGUGGUGGAGAUGUGGGCCGCAGAGCUGCGAGGCCGGCGCUGUGCGGAUUCCCUAAACGCCGCACUUGCGCACAGCCCCUUACGUAACUGUCAGCGCCGGGGAUUCCCUAGAGGGGGUCAUUCUAUUCAACCAUUACACACACCCCGGGCUGCUGCCGCCGCGCCGCCGCCGCCUCACAAAAUGGCGGCGCCCAUAGAGGAGACAGCGGCCGCCUCCUCGGCCCCAUUUUGUGGGAGGCGAGAGAUCUGUCAACAUGGAAUACCUCUGCUGAGGAUGCAUCCGAGUUUGGAGAUCCUGUUGAAGAGAUGGAGCCGAGGGGAAUCUCGUUCAACGGAAAAUGUCAACGACUUCUAGCACCUCCACGCUUUUUAAAAAAAAUUAUUAUUUUCAUUUUCUCGAAGGAAGCGCCAGAAGCCGCCGGGGUAAUUGUAACUAAGGGGAGAAGGGAAAGCUGCGGCGUCUCGGUCGCUUUGGUUGCUCUUCCGCGCUCCCGGCAGCUGACCGCGAUUUCGCGGAGGGUCGCCUGAGCCGCCCGUCCCGCUCCGAGGGGACGGGGACAGGGCGACGUGGAACGACAGCGGCGGCCUUAGUAGCGCCACUUGUGCAGCGAGACUUUUCGGUAGUUUUUAAAUGCCAGAGUCCACAGCACCGUCGGUACCCCUCGUCAGAGUCGUGGGCUUUGGGAACCUCGGACGCCUUUGCUCCGGGAACUCGCGGUCGGCCGGGAGCAGGGAAGCCGGGUUGCGGGGAGCGGGCCGCACUCGGGGAUUCGGGCCGCCCUGGCCCACCGGGUGGUCGCGAUCCGGACCCGGGUCCUGGAUGCUGCUGGUGGGGCAGGAGUGAGAACGAGGGCAUGUACACUGAAAUUUAGGUCGUCCGAGUCGGGAUCUAGGGUUGUAUGUUGAUAAUGUCUCCGGUCAGACGUCAGAACAUCUUUUCUAGCAUCCCACUCUGCAGUGGGCAUAUCGGUCUCAUUUCAUAUCAAAGGGCAGAGUGGAGAAAUGGCAUUUAUUUUUAUUUUUGAAGGGGAGGUUGCCACUUUUAAAGCACUGCUUGCUGUUAAUGUGUGUUUAUGUGUAUACACACCUGCAUAUACAAUAGUGUGCUUUGCUUUUAAGUACGAGUAUCGAAGGGCAAAGACCUGGAGUGGGAAUCUAACGUUUUCAUGCCCUUAAAAAAAAUUAAGAUGUAAUGUGUAACUGAAGAGUUGACUUUGAAAAAAAAAAAUCUUUCUCUGAAAAGAACCCAUCAUAUUCAAAAUGGACUCCUAAAGUAUAUCUGAUGGGUAGAAUAUAAAUUCAUAACAUUUUGGAUAUACUCUAGUCAAAGAAAAAAAACCCAUAAAAUUUGAUGUUUCACAGAUUACUACACGAUUCAACUUCCCCAAGACCAGAAAAAUGUAAGGCAAAAGUAAGCUAUUGAGGGUAUUCGCUUGUAAGAGGAAUGCUUACAUGGUUUAAGGGAAGGGGAGGAGGUUCACUGAUGAAACUUAAAUGUGCAUUAUACAAGUAAUUUAUUUACAAAAAAAAAAAAUUAUUUUACAGUUGCAGCAAUCAUUUGUAUUUGCAUGACUUUUUCUUUUUUUGUAGGUGUUUUGGCAGUGUUGAUUUUGACCCUCAUAUUUCCUCUCUAGGGCAAAGCUGCAUUUUUCUGCAGGCUACGUCUCAAUCACUAAGUUCCAUGCCCUGCCGCACCCGAAUGCUAGUUCUGGUGUGUGCAUUACCAAGAUACAGUUUCGGAUCCUGUGUGUUCCUACUGAUGUUCUUUAUAUUUAAUAAAUUUAGUGACCACUAACCAGUCUGUAUCUCUUGCAAGAAUACCCACCGUAUCUUAGCACCCAAGUACCCAGAGUAUUUUUUUAUGGGAUUGUACUAACAGGAACCCUAGAGAAUGGUAUUACGCUUCUUUGUACCAUACUGCAUUUCCUAUAGUGGGCAGCAUAGAGCAGGUGGAUCCUGGAAGAAAAUGAUAGAGGAGUGCAACAGUUUUACAAUAUUCUUUAAUAUUCUCUAAUUUGAUGAUGUAAAUAAAAAUAAUUCAUAGUUUUCAAGCAUCAAUAGAAAUCAUUCCUAUAAAAAGUACCAGUGACAGUGGAAAUUGUUGAAACUCAAUUUGUAUAGUUUACUGUUCUGAUGAGAAAUGUUGACAAAGCCUUUUUGAUGUGAAAAAAUGCAAAAAGUGUGGUUUUUAAUUGUAACUGCAAACCCUACACAUCAUAAUUACAAGUUUGUUAUUUUAUAUGCACCUCUGAUCCUUAUAAUCAGUUUUAAUAUUAUAUAAAACUUAGAAAACUAAACCAAAUUUCAAAUCAAGCAUGUCAGGUUAUAAAAUUACAACAGCUGAACUACCUUAAUUGAGGAAUUGGUACAUCGAUUCACUGGAGACAUUUUUGGAUUUUAAGUUACUCUAUGGUUUAAAAGAAUUGGUUGAACAAGGCAGUUGAACUUAAAAGUUUUAUGUCUUUAAAGAUGAUCUUAAGAGGAAAGGAAUUGUUGGUAAGAUAAGAGAAUGCUUUCACCUUUUGCUGCUCUUGCCCGUGUCUACUGCUGUACUUUUUUAUGUGGGCUAACUUGUCUUGUUUGAACCUUUGAUUAUAAUAUCAAAUCAUAGAUAAGGUCUUUCUUCAUGAUAGCGACUCUUAAGGAUUACUUGUAACUACGCUUUUAAAAAGUGAGGACAUAGUUUAUUCUACUGCAGGUUAAGGUUUUAAGUAGAUAUUCUGAAUUUGCAGUGGACAGACUUUUGAAUGGUUUGUUCCUAAAGGGUCUGAUAAGUUUUGGGAUAUUUCUUUGUUGUAAUUUCUUUUCAAUAGAUAUUAAAGACUAUGCUUUGUACAUAAAUCCAGUGUAGUAAGACUUAAUAAUUUAAAAAACUAUAUUUUAGCCAAUUAUAGUGUUCUUUUGAGAAGCAUCCCCAAAUGUGCUUUUCACAGGGAGCUGUUCUCAUUAGGUCAGUUACCUAAUCUUGAAUUUUUUUAAUUGUUACGGGUUUAAGGUGCUACAUUUGUGCAUUGUUAUUUAUUUCAUCUAAUUUGGUCACUAAAAAAGAACAGUAGGCCCCAAACUAACUGUGCUCUUUAUAAAGUACCACAGUUUUUACUAGUUUAAUGGUUUGUUUAUAGUAUUUUAAAAGUUAUGAAAACUAGGAGAGCAUAAAUACUAAACCAAGGAAAUAAUUAUUUUUUUAUCAAUGCAGUUUACUAAGUCACUGAAUAAAUACUUACUGAAUGCCUACAUUGGGCAAAAUGGGAGAGGGCGAGAGAAAUUGACUUGGCCCUCAAGGAAAUUAUACUCCAGUAUACUAGAUUUUUCUUAACUGCUAGCUUUAGAAGAUUAUAACAAAAUAUUCAGACCAUAGAGUUCUUAAUUUUUAACACUUAAGCAGGAUGUUUAGCAUAGAGUUAAAUUCAAAAUUCUACUUAGAAUAGAGACAUUUAAAUAUAAUUACAUACAAAAUUAUAUUACUGUUAGGAUCAGUGUAGUAUUACUGUUAUUCAAAGUGCUGUAAAAAUAUUAAUAGCAGCAUUUAAAUCACAUCCUUUGAAAACUCAGAUCCACAAAAAAUAUGAUUCCAGUAAUUAACUUUUUAAUUAUGGGAAAAGCAAGGGAGUGUAAAAAAUAUACUACUGAGCAAACGAACAGGAAUUGUUUUAAUGAAAUUUGAUUUUCUGUUUCAAUUUUUUGGUACAUUGACUCUUCUGACAUUGCACUUUGCUAUUAAUUUAAAAAAAUUAAACUCCAAAGACACAUUAAUUCUGUAUUUAAUGCAAAUUUAAUUCUUGACUAGCUGUAAAGCUUAAAGAGUUGGCAGUCUUGUUGGUGAAACAAUAAAAUAGGAAUUAGGCUGAAAUGCAAAACUAUGUAAUAAUUAGGUUUCAUAAAUACAUAUAUAGGUUUUCCUCUAUAGCUAUAUGAAUCAGAGAAGUAUUGACUUAAUAAUAAUUUAUUUAGUUUUUGUUUUUCUCUGAAAACAUACCACAAACUGCAUGUCAAAAUUGAAAGUCAACCAGAGCCAGUGUAAAUUGUUGAGGCUUAUUGCCAUCCAUUAAGGGAAAUUCUAACCAAAGGUUUAGUGGCAACAAUUUUAAAGGUGCCAUGGUUCUUUGACAUAAUUUGUGGUAUGUAGAACUCAAUUAAAAACAUUCUAGAAUAAUCUGUGUGUGAUAAUGUACAUGAGAAAUACUAUCUGUUCUUUGGGGGCAUAAAAUACCUGACUUAAUAUUUACAUGUAACUACAAUGCUUGCAGGUGUUUUAAACAAAAAUGAAAAUUUUAAGCGUGUUGCACUACAUCUUAUAACCAAAUUAUUAAUAACAUAAUCUCUUAUUAAUAAUACCAAUAUUAAACAGCCAUUAGUCAUUAUUGCUAGCCUAAAUAAGUGUAAGUGUAGGUCCUUUUCUAAUGUCUAGUAAUUUUAACUGCAUUUAAAGAUAGAUUUCCUCAAGUUUAAUCAGGGGUUAAACAAUGGUCCUCCUCUUCUGGAAACUGAAAAGAAGCUUCCCUCCCUUUAGCGUAUGCAAGAAUUUGCUUUCUUCCCACUGAAUUAAAUCCAUCCUUGACAUUGCCAUUUGCUAACCUCAGUUGUUUUAUCUGCUCCAUUAAAGUUAGGGCCACCAAAAAUAAUGAUACCAAGACCACAACACCCUGGGUGGGUUUGUGCCUACCACAGAUAUGCUCCUUCCCACCUUAUCCUUGUUCUCAAUGUCAGUUUAAGAGACUUUUAGAACAUUGCUCUUAGUAUUAUUUCUAAACUGGAUAAGAGAGUUGACUUGUGGUCUAUAUAUGGUGUUCAAAGAAUCCACUAACCCUGUGAAACACUGUGUUUGUUCAUUCUUAUAGGGCGAGGGUCUCAGCAGGCAUGGGCAUCUUAAAGGGCCCUGUGAUACCCAAAAAGCUAAAGUUCUGUUUGCUAAAGACAAGUAGGAAGUUUAAAGCAUCACUUCAGAGGCUGCUUUGUAUUUUGUGUGUGGGCCUCAAGGGAAAGGCAUUUUGAAACUUUAGUUAAGGAAUACCUUGUAGUUGAUCAGAUUAUAAGAAUUACAGCCAACAAACAAAAAUCUGUUUCUAAAGGACGAUAGGUUUUUUAAGAAAGUUUUAUUAAAUGCAUUUAACCAUUUUUCAAUUUGUUCUCUACUGAAAAUGUAUGGAUAAGAAGUUAAAUUAAUUCAAAAUGGGUCCCCAAAAUAGUUCUUUAACUUCUUAGGAAUGCCUAGGGAUAUAUAUGCAUUUAUUAUAAUUGCAUGCAUAGUAGUGCGUGUUUUGUGUUCCUGGGUGACAGUGAUCAGAAUGUUACCAAUGGUGUGGCCAGGUCACACUGCAGUCUUCCUGUUCUCCUUUGUACUUACUUGCUCUGCUCUUCUUUGCUCCCUUUUCUGAGGAAUGUCCCUAGAAGUUGGCCCAGACCUUGCUUUUGUGGAGAUCUGUCAACAGAGCUUUAUCUCCCAGCAGGGUCUUGUAGCUUAUCUGUGGGUCCAGUGUAUGAUAAUUAGAACUUAAAGGAUACUAGUCAGACUGCAGUUCAUCAUAACCUUUUUUAAAAAUGCUAAACCACUUCAGUCCUAACUGUGCAUUUUCUAAAUUGUUCAGUGGCUAUUAGAAAUACAUUAAUUAUUUCUGUGCUCCUUUUUGGAUAUAGAUCCUUAUAUGCAUAAUUAUUGUUAUUUAAAAUUUAUAAUUCCAUGCAUUGUUUUAGGGGUGGGGGAAGGUUAGCACCCUUCUUGUUUUCCAUGUACACUAACAUUAAGAUUUUGGUGCACUCCCUACUGAACCAAAGGGAAAGGGCAUAUUUGAGAGAAAACAUGUGCUUUUCUCAGACUCCAAUAAUUAGGCUGAUGCACUUGAUUUAUGUUACACAUUGAGUUCAUUCUUAAGGUAAACAUUUUACAGUAUGCCUCCUGGCUCACAAAUCAGUUCUUUUUCUUCUAAACAUUCCUCUGUCUUGCUAAUAAAAUCCAAUUUCCGGAAUCAUACUUGCUAAGCAAAUGUGUGUAAUACCAUAAAUUUAUCUGAAUCAUUUAUUAUUUAAAGAAUAGUGUAUAAGAAUUUAAACAGAAGUCAUUGAUCAGUGAAAGUGACAGAAAAGAAGCAAAAUAAAAAUGGAAUUAUGGUAGAAUAAACUAAAAGGCCUUACUUUAGGGAAUUAUUGGGAAAACUGAGCUCAGAUAUGAGGUCUGGGGCUUUGUAGGCAAUACUUUAUCUUAAAUUAGAAUCUGUAGGAAUCCCCUUAUCACUUAGACUUUUUUUGCCAGUGUGCAUUGCUUGUUUAGUAACCAGGUAAGAACAUUUGAAAUACAACUUAUAUAACAUAUUUAUAACUAUUACUGCUACAUAUGGACUAACAUUUUUAGGCUCAUUGCUAUCCCUUGUAAAAAUUUUUAAUGGCUAAGUGCCCUAUAAAAGGCUACCUGCCUGUGUAAAUAGGUCUUAGCUCUCAGUCUGGUACAGCUUGGCAAAUUCUUUUUGACAUAGCUUGAGUUGCCAGGAAUGUAGGGGCAUCAUUCCUUGCCCAUGAACAUACAUCCUCUUUGCUGGUGAAGGUGAAAUCUGAGCCAGAGGAUUCUGUAGGACCUAGUACAGUGGCCAUCCUCUCAGUGAGCACAUUUAGGGAAGCAGUCUUAUUGCUCUCUUAUCUUAAUAAUUUGUUAUCUUUCUGAGAUUGUGUAUAACCUCACUUGGAAUGUUAUUUCCCUGAACCAUUGUGCUUCACAGAUGUUGUGACCAUUUCCCCUUGGGAAAUAUCAAGCCAGGCCAAAUAUGUAUGACCAUGAGUGUGCAUGAACUUGACAAAUGAAAUCGGUAUCUUUAAAAUUAUCAUACUCUUUUUCUUAAAGUCACAAUUUAAAGCUGGAGGCUUCACUCAAAGUGUCCGGUAGCAUAUUUGUCCGUUUGUUUGUUUAAAGAACAGCAACACACUUAUAUUUAAUUUGUUUUCAUGAGACAGCUACUUUUUUUCUUCUCUUUUUCUUUCUUUCUUUUUAGUGUAGUCCACACAAUGUUACAUUAGUUUCAGGUGUACAACUUAGUGAUUUGAUAAUUUUGUACAUUACACUCUGUUUACCACAACAGGCAGCAUUUUUUCUGUAGCCCGGAAUAAGCUGUGUAAGAAUUAAAGGACACCCUCUGCUGAAUGUAAGGCAGGUACCUCCAUUAUUUUCCCACAAAUUUUAUCAUGAUAAACCAGUGCCAUAUUCAGAACUUUAAAGGAGGUUUUUACUUCUCGGUAUCCAAACAUUGCACACAUUAUUCAGGUAAAAGACACUGGUAUCAUAAGAGUUCCUCCCUUAAUGUUUUUGCGGUAAUUGAGAACAAACCCUGUAUUUAAGGGAUGUAUUGUUACUGUAUCUUUUGAGUUUCCACAGCCAAAAAUAUAAGAGCAAUAACUAGGUACAGGUCUAUUAUUUUUAGAAAAAUUAGUUUUAUUCAGUCAUCGAUAAGAGACACUCCCCACCUUAUAAUUGAGACUCAGUAAACCACAAAGUUCAAGAAGGGUUGUGUAGCAAGUUGCAACUCUUCCAGUGUUUUCAUGGUGUUAUGCACUUGUCAUUCUAGUGGUGGUCAUUUGCCAGUCUUCUUUGAUGGAAGAGAGACUGGCUAUCCAGUUUUCUCUAUGUUGACUGACAGGUCUCAAGUAAGAAUUUAUUUUCCAUGAAGAAAAGUAAAUAAAUGGAAAGAUUUUCAGAACAGUAAAUCUUACCUGAAUGUUCCAUAAUCUCUGGACCCCGUUCAGAAGUGACCAAGACAAACCUCAAAACAUAAAAGCAAAAGUCGGGCUAUACUGCAGGGGACAGAUUCUAAUCUAAUUAAGAAC